AUUUCUAGUUUAGAUGAAUAAAAGAUAAAUAAAAGAUAGAGCCUUUAAAACAAAAACAGUAGUUUUAUAAGUAGUUCUUAUAACUUCUUGAGUUCGCCAUGGUUUUUACAUAACAUUGGUUAUGAGUUGGUUUGAUACAAAAACAUUCUCUAAUUAUGCUAAAACUGCUCUAAAACAAGCUCAAAAGAAUAUUGACAAAGUACUAGAUAUAAAAGAUGAAGUAGUCACAGAUUCUCUGAUUUCUAUUCCAACGACUUCAACCUCAAUAUCAUAUAACCACCGAAAAGUACAACCUCCUACUGUAUCUUCUGCAUCAAAUCUUUCAACUGAUACAUUUUUUGAUUCAUUUUUUGAAAAUUCACAAGCAGUUAGCAAAAAAAAAGACAAAUUGAGCCAUGUUUUGAGCACACCUAAUGACAAAUUUGAAAAGUCUAAUAAUGAAUCUGAAAAAUCCAAAAAGCAGUUACCGUUUAAUGAAUGGGUUGACUUUUCUAAUGAAGCUGCACUAAAUUCUCCUGUAACAAAACAAACAAGCAAUCUAGAUGAUACAAUUCUUGAAACAAUUGAACCUAUUAAUUCAAAGAACAAAAAAGAUAAUAGUUUAAUUGAUAUUUCUUUGAAUGAAAAAAUUAGUUCAGUUGAAAAUACUGCAGAUUGUUUGCAGGAUGAUCAUAGCAGAGAUUUGUUAAAUGUUGAAUUGAUGGUGAACCAAAUACAAGAUGCUGAAAAAAGUAGUUUAAAUGAUAUUCAAAAUCAAAACUCUAUUUAUUUAAAUCAAAAAUCUGAAAAUUUCUUCAUUGAAGAUCAAAUUUUAAAUACAGAAAAUAAAAUUACUUCUGAUUUUAAUCAUUACCUUGAUAAUUCUCUCAUUUCAUCUGAUAGUUUAGGAAACACAUAUGUUGGUCAGGAAAAUAGUACAGAAGAAAAAUAUUUUCAUCUUGAGACUGACCUAGAAAAAAAAGAAAACAAUUUAUGUGAUAAUCAUAAGAAGCAUAACAAUAUUCCUUACUCUAAACAACAUAACAACUCUAAUCACCAUGACAAUAUUCCUUACUCUAAACAACAUAACAACUCUAAUCACCAUGACAAUAUUCCUUACUCUAAUCACCAUGAAACUGUUUUUAAAAUUCCUGAGUUAGAUUGUCUAGAUCAAAAAACAGAAAUUACUUUUAAUAGUGAUGCAAAUAAUUCUUCUGGCAAUGAGAAUGAACCUUUCCUUCUAAAUAAAGAUAUAGACCAGUACAAGGAUGUAAUCAAAGUAACAGAAGAAAACGAAUAUUCGGAUUUUCAUCAAACUCAUCAUAAUGAUUCAUCUCAAUUUAAUGUUUUAGAAUACACUGAGGAAAUUGCAAGACUAAAGUGUAUUCUUGAAGCUCGCGAAAAUAAAAUGGUUGAGUUGAGUCACGAAAAUAUACGUUUAAAUGAACAUAACAGUGCGUACAAAAUUCAGCUGGAGCAAUGCAAGACUUUAUUAAAGCAGAAGAAUAAAACAGAUGAAGAAUCAUUUAAUCAGCUAAAAAAAACACUUCAUGAAACAGAAAGCAAGUUUCAGCUUGUUAUCAAGGAACGCGAUACUUUAAAACAAAAGUUAGCAACAGCAGAACAGCAAAUUCAAAAAAGUGAAAAAGACCUCCAAAUGUCACUAACUCAAUCAGUAGCAGAGAAAGAAGAAACUAUUAAAGCUUUGUUAGAAGAAGGGGAAGCAUUAUCUAAGAAAGAACUAGAAAACAAUAUUAAAAUAAAAAAAUUAAGAGUAAAGCUAAAGGAGUUUAUGGCAAAAAAUGACAAACUCAGUACCUCAAUUGGUGAGCUGAAUGCAGAAAUUCAAAAAGUUAAUGAUAUGUUGGUAGAAAAAGAAAAAGAAAAUCAACAGCAAGAAGCUGAAAUAUUAAAGCUGCAAAAAAUGACAGAUUUACAAGAAGAUGAAAUAACUGCUCUAAAAGAAAGUAUUGAUGAAAAUGAUGAAAAGUAUAAGGCAAUGGAAACCUCUAUCCAAGUUGCUUAUAGUGAAAUCAAUAGGCUAAAUUUAGAAAAAGCUCAAAUGGAGUCAGAAGUAAAUGAAGGUCAUGCUGCAAUAGCUAUGAAAAAGGAACUUGAACUCAAAAUUAGGGAUCUUGAAAGAUUAUCUUCAUUUGACCGAGAGGAACUCCAAAGACAAAUGGAUGACUUACAAAUGGCAUAUUCUCGUCUCGAGCAACAAUCAGCAAGACAAGAAAAUUAUUUGAAAAGAGAAAUACAAGACCUACUUAAAAGGUUAGAGGAAGGUGAGAACAGGAACCAAGAACUUCUACAAAGUGUAUCUACAGCAACCAAGCCUCUAUUGCGCCAAAUCGAAAAUUUACAAACAAGUCAUUCCAAACAUGUGGAAAAUUGGGAAAGAGUGGAGUUUAAUCUAACUAGUCGUUUAAGUGAUAUGCAACAACAGUUAGCACUUGCAACUGAAAAAGAAAGAUCUGCAACAGAAUUAGCUGAAGAGUUAAAAGCAAAAUGUAAAGCAUUGGAAGUUGAAUUUCGAAGGGUAAAACAAGAGAAAUCAAUUUGUGAUGAAAUACUAGAAGAAGAACAGUCAAAAAGGAAAAGCAUGGAGGAAGUUUUUAAAAGGGAGAAAUCACAGAAUGAUGAUAUUAUCAGUAAUUUAAAGAAAAUGUAUGAUGGAAUAUUAAAUGAAAAGAGUUUGCUGGAAGACCAAUUGGCUACUGAAAGAUUGCAUCAUGAACAUGAGAUUUCUCAGUUAACAUUUAAUCAUUCCAAUGUUCAAUCUAGCUCAUUAAGUCGACAAAUUAGCACUGACUCUCUUGUAAAAUUAGAUGAUACUGGUCCAUCACAAAAGAAUUCUUUUAUACAAUUAUAUCCUGAUACAUUGGCAAAUAGCAUUCAGGAUUGGUCUAGUAGUAUGCGUUCCACAACUACAACAGCAUCGUUAGAACACAUAGAUAUCCAGCUUAGAAAACGAGAUGGUGAACUUUUUUUGCUACGUGAAGAAGUCAAUUCUCUAGAACGGACAAGAGCUUCACUAGCUCGCGAUUUGGUGUCUGCAACAAGCAGGCUAGAAGAGCUCGAGAUGCAAUCCCAAGAAUUGCAUUUGUUUAAAAUCAAAUACGAGGAAUUAAGCAACCGUUACAAUGCAAUGCUACAAAUGUAUGGCGAGAAAGAAGAAGAAAAUGAAGAGUUGAAAAUGGACCUAGAAGACAUUAAGGCACUAUAUAAACAGCAGGUCCAAGAGUUGUUAUUGUCCGGUAGAUGACCACUUAAAUUGGCUACAUAAUUAUUUUCACUAUUUACGUUGCGUAUUGGCAUCACAGAUUGCUUUAAAAAUCACGGAUUUGCUGGUUACAUAAAAUAGUUCACACGCAGCGCAUAAGAAUACUUUCGGUAUCCGUUGAUAAUAAUUUUUCGUAAUCUUAAUGGAAGUGCGAUCUUACUGAUUUUCCUUAAAUGUUAUGGGACUGCGAACUUAUUUCUUAUUUUCUUAACCGUAUUUUUUAUUAUUAAUGUUUUUAUAAUUAUUUAAAUAAAAUUUGAGGUAUGAACUAUAGUCUUGAUUAACUAUAUGUAUAAUAGUUAAUAUAUGUAUUUAGUUGAUUAACUAUAUAUAUUUUGAUUAAUUUA
Hydra vulgaris (swiftwater hydra) is the source of this 3609-nucleotide messenger RNA. RefSeq names its product TATA element modulatory factor. The record is from RefSeq and is a predicted model, not a curated record. Gene Ontology annotation, cellular component: Golgi apparatus; endoplasmic reticulum. NCBI's taxonomy places the organism in Eukaryota, Metazoa, Cnidaria, Hydrozoa, Anthoathecata, Hydridae.